Schizophyllum commune H4-8 is the source of this 1088-nucleotide messenger RNA. RefSeq lists its product as uncharacterized. NCBI's taxonomy places the organism in Eukaryota, Fungi, Basidiomycota, Agaricomycetes, Agaricales, Schizophyllaceae. The record is from RefSeq and is a predicted model, not a curated record. The coding region runs from base 1 to 966 and encodes 321 amino acids. The transcript is spliced from 15 exons.
AUGGCUGUAUCGGAACUUGCAGCGAAGGCCGCUAACUCCUUCGGGGGAAUGCUCCUCGGCACGUACUUUAACUUGAUUCUGUGGGGAGUGUCCAUCACCCAGACGUAUCUCUAUUUCGGCGUGUACAGUGAGGAUCGCAUGUUCAUCCGAAUCUUCGUCGGAUUCGUUUUCCUCGCGGACUCUGUACAGGCCGUCUUCACCAUGAUCUACAUGUACCAGACCCUCAUUUCGCGCUUCGGCGAGGAGAAAGCGUUGAACGUCGCUACGUGGGUGUUCUCUACAGACCCUGCCCUCACGGGCAUUAUUGGAGGGUGUAUACAGCUAUUCUUUGCAUGGAGAAUAUUCGUCCUCACGAAGAGCUGGCUCUUGCUAUGCACCGUCGCGCUAUUCUCGAUCGGGACGCUGCUUGCUGGCAUCGGCACCGGGAUCGCCGCGCAUAUUGUCCCCGAGUUCGCCAACUUCCAGGAGUUCAAACCCGUCGUCAUCAUCUGGCUCGCCGCAUCGGCAGCAGCCGAUAUCCUGAUCGCGGUUACGCUGGCAUGGUACCUGCGGAACCACAAGACAGGAUUCGAGUCGACGGACAACUACAUCGACCGCCUGAUCAAGAUGACCGUGCAGACCGGCAUGGUAACUGCUGUGUGGGCAACAAUUGACUUGUUGCUUUUCUUGUUGGAUAACAGCGGCAACCAUCUCAUCUUCAACUUCUGCUUGGCGAAGCUGUACACGAACUCCCUCAUGUCGUCGCUCAACUCGCGCGGCGGAUGGGGGUACAGCAGUCAGUCGCAGAGUACGCCUGCGAUAUCGAGCGGGGCGAAGACGUUCUCUGGUGGGAGGACGCAGGUACAAGUCGGGCAGACGACGCUCACGCGUCCGGAGGUCUUCGUACAGGUCGAAUCGCACGAGAUGAUCGACAGGGGAGGCUCGCGUUCAUCCUUUGACUCUACUUGGACACGGCAGAAGUCAUGAGCGUGCUUCUGCGGCCAUGCCUCGUCCCAUACAAGAUAGACGUAUAUCCUCACCGUAUACCUGUACAACAACCGGACGAUACUAAUCCUUCGUCGGUCUUUCCACUGUCCUCGUCCGUCAAG